Hibiscus syriacus is the source of this 5619-nucleotide messenger RNA. Its product is annotated as CAP-Gly domain-containing linker protein 1-like. Bases 169 to 5370 code for a protein of 1733 amino acids. The transcript has 10 exons. NCBI's taxonomy places the organism in Eukaryota, Viridiplantae, Streptophyta, Magnoliopsida, Malvales, Malvaceae. The record is from RefSeq and is a predicted model, not a curated record.
AAUAAAAAAAACAAAAUAUAGUACUAAUCUGCUGCGCGCAUUCUGCAAGUCCUCCUAUGUAUCGAAGCUGAAUCAGAAUCUCAUCACUGCAUCAAUCCACUCCCGGAUUUGAAUUAAGAUCUGAUUCUUGUUAUUCAAGAAGUAGCUAUCCCUGAUUAUUAUGAAUAUAUGCGAUCAGUAGAAAUGUCUGAAAUUAACGACUCGGAGGAUUCUGGAGCUCCUACUCAAUCUUCGAUUAAUCGGGAUAUGGAAUCUAUUAAUAUAUCUCAGGCUGAUGGCAAAGAAGAUAUGUUUAUGGAUGCUUCAGAUGAGUUGAAUAACGAUAAUAAGGAAGCUGUAACGCCAACUGCACGGGAAAAUGAUGCCAUUUUAGAUGAAAAACUGAAUGGGGUAGCUAAACAGUCUGAUGAAAUCGAUAAUGGUGAAUACAAUAAUGAAGAUGAUGAUAACAAUCACUUUGUUCAAGAAAUGGAACGCAUGCGCGCUUUGCUGGAGCAAGCUGUUGAAGAAAAAGAGGGACUCCAAACCAAAUACAAGGAAGAGAUGGAGACACUCUCAAGGGAGAUUUAUAUGAAGGAUAAAGAGAUUGAAGGGCUGAAUGCCAAACUUAUGAGUUCAGAACCUGAAGCAGAAACAGGUAAGGAGGUUAAGAGCCAGCAAUAUGAGGAUGCACUGGAGAGGAUUUUGGCUGCUCUUGGGUCGGUUAUAGAUCAAGGAGAUUUGUUGGGUGAUUCUGGUGGAGAGCAGGUUGACCUUGUUGAGAAAAGCACAUUGGCGUUAAUUGAUAGGUAUAACCAUUUUCUUUCUGAAGUUAAUCAACUUAGGCUGUGUUUGACAAAGGCUGAGUCUGAUUUUGAUGUGCAUGAGUUUGGGACCGUACUUGUUGCUGCCCGUGAUGAGUUAUUUGAGUUGAGGGGGAAGGAAGCACAGCUGGUUGAAAACAUAGUGGCUCUAGAAGAUCAAAAUAGGAAAUUUCUUGAGCAAGUUGAAAGUGAGAAAGCAAUGGUGGAGAUUCUAAAAUCCGAGCUUGAAAAAACAAAGACAGAGGUUGAGCAGGAAAAGAUGAGGUGUGCUAAUACCAAGGAAAAGCUGAGUAUGGCUGUGUCAAAAGGGAAGGGAUUGGUUCAGCAACGAGACGCUCUCAAGAAAUCUCUUGCUGAUAAAACUAGUGAGCUUGAGAAAUGCCUAGCCGAAUUACAUGAGAGGUCCAAUGCUCUAGAAGCUGCUGAAUCACACAAGGAAGAGUUGGUGAAAAGUGAAGGUUUGGUUGUGUCAUUGCAAGAAUCACUCUCGGAAAAGACCUUGAUUAUUGAGACAUUUGAACACAUCCUAUCCCAGACUGAUGUACCUGAAGAACUCCAAUCAGUGGAUAUUGUUGGAAGAGCUAGAUGGCUCGCUAAUGAAAUAAAUGAACUGAAGAGAGCUUCAUUGGACUACUACAGAUUGAAAGACGCAUUUUCUGCAAUUGAUUUACCUGAAAAUGCCACCUUUUCUGAUUUAGAUUCUCGUUUGGCUUGGCUCAAGGAAUCCUUUUAUCAGGCUAAAGAUGACAUAAAUAUGUUGCAAACUGAAAUUUCCAGAACAAAGGAAGCUGCCUGUUAUGAGAUAGAUCAUUUGACUGCUUCACUUUCGACUGUACAACAAGAGAAGCAUUACAUCAAGGAAGAGAUAGAUACUCUUAGAAAGGAAUAUGAGGAAAUUGUAGGAAAGGCACAUCAGAUAUCAUUGGACAAGGAUCAUCUAAGUGCUUCAUUUACAACCGAACUAGCAGAGAAAGAUUAUAUUAAAACGGAGUUGGACAACCUCUCAACUGAAUAUGAAAAAGUAGUUGAGAAGGUCCAUCAACUUUCAUCAGAGAAAGAUCAGAUGAUCCAGAUGAUGGUAGAGGCUUAUGGAGUGACAAUGGAGGAUCAAGAAAGGAUUGAAGAAGCUUCUUAUCUUCCCAUGCUAAUAGAUAGGUGUUUUGGGAAGAUGAAAGAACAAACUAGUGUAUCUUUAGGGACUACUUUUGUAGAAGCAGAGCUAUUUGAAAAACUUCAAAGUCUGUUCUAUGUUAGGGAUCUGGAGUUGACACUUUGUGAGGAAAUACUAGAAGAAGAUACGCUGGUGAGGUCACUGCUAAAUGAUCUGUCAAAUCAGUUCAGAGUAUCUUCUCAGGAACUUUUUGCACUGAAGGAGGAGAAAGAUGUUCUGCAAAAGGAUCUUGAACGGUCAGAGGAGAAAUCUGGUCUGCUGAGGGAGAAAUUAUCAAUGGCAGUUAAGAAGGGAAAGGGCUUAGUUCAAGAUCGGGAAAACUUGAAACUUCUUAUCGAAGAAAAGAAGUCAGAAAUUGAGAAGCUGAGGCUUGAGUUACAGCAUGAAGUAUCUACAGUUGCUAACUGCAGGGAUCAGAUCAGCUGUUUGUCUACUGAUUUGGAGCGCAUCCCGAAGUUGGAGAGUGACCUUGCAGCUAUGAUUGAGGGAAAGGAUCAACUUGAGAAGUUCUUAUUUGAGAGCAAUAGCAUAUUGCAGAGAGUAUUUGAAUCGAUUGAUCGUGUUGUCAUUCCAGUUGGUUCCACAUUUCAAGAGCCUGUGGAGAAGCUGAACUUUCUUGCUGGGUAUAUUGAAGAUUGUCUGACUGCCAAGACACAGACUGAACAAGACUUGAGGGAAGUAAAGGAAGAGGCUAAUAACCUGACUAUCAAGUUAGCAGAGGCUGAAGCAACUAUAAAGUCGCUGGAAGAAGCAUUGGCUGUUGCCAAGAACGAUUUGUCUCAACUCGUUGAAGAGAAGAGGGACAUGGAAUUUGGCAAAACGAAUAUAGAAAUAGAAUUGCAGAAAGCAGUUGAAGAAACUCAUUCACAAACUAACAAGUUUGCUGAGAUUUGUGAGGCUAGAAAGUCACUUGAAGAGGCAUUGUCACUGGCAGAAAAUAAAAUUUCACUUCUUAUCCGUGAGAAAGAGGAGGUUCAAGGUAGCAUAGCUGAUUCAGAGACGACAAUGGAGAAACUGAGAGAGGAAGGUGCUAUUCAAGCUAGCAGACUCUCUGAGGCAUAUAACACUAUAAAGUCACUUGAAAGUGAACUUUCUCAGGCGGAGACGACUGUCGCUUCAUUAACUGAACAAAGUAACAAUUCACAACUGGAAAUGACCAACUUGGAUAAUGAGCUAAAGAAACUAAAAGAUGAAACCGAGAUCCAGGCUAGGGAGCUAGCUGAUGCUAGGAUAACCAUAAGAUCACUUGAAGAUGCAUUGUUUAAGGCAGAAAAAGACUUUUCUGCACUUCAAAGUGAAAAAAUAAUUGCUGAUCGGGAGUUAUCAACUCUUAAUUCCAAACUGACUGCAUGCACGGAAGAGUUGGCUGGAAGCAGAGAGAGCUCAGCUAGCAGAUCCAUAGAGUUGAGUGGUCAUCUCAAUAAUCUCCAAAUACUAGCCAAAGACCAAAGUUUGUUGUCUACUAUGAAACAAUGCUUUGACAGGAACUUGCAGCACCUGAAAGAUGUGGAUCUUACCCUUAAAAACACAAGUGAAAUGCUGCAAGGUUACCCACUCAUGGAGGAUAUUGCUCAUCUGGCAGGAUGUUUCACUGAUGCUAUUGAUAAUAAUAUGAACAUUGGAGUGGGGAAUGGUGAAGAAAAUGCAAUAAAUGCUGAUGAUGUUCCUUCGUGCAUUUUAAGGGUUUCAGAAGGGAUCCAAUUACGAAAUAAAAUCCUUGCAGAUAAGUUUGAAGUUUUUUCAAGCUUGCUAGACGAGUUAAUAGCAGCCCUGUUAAAAAAAUUACAUGCCACAAAGGAUGGGGUAAAAAACAUGGUCGAGAAUAUGGAAUCCUUGAAACAAAAUGUCAAAAACUUGGAAAUGCGUGAACAAGAAAAGAAGGCUAUGGCUAUGUUACAGAAUGAUGUUGAAAUUCUAUUCUUUGCUUGUAAAGAUGCAAUUGGAGAUCUGGACCUUGAAGUUAAGAGCAUUAUUACAGAACUUAGCUCUCUUCCUGGGCUUGAAAACUUGAACCAUCGUUUGCACCUAGAAGAAGAAUUUAUUGGACAAGACAUGGCUCAGCAAGAAAUUGGUGGUAAUAGAUAUGUUCAAACAGCUGAGAAAUUGUUGACUGCUACUAGAAAAGUUCAAAGUUUGGUGAAGUUUUUCGAAACCACAAGUAAAGAAGUGGUCUCAGUUGUUCAUGUUUUGCAGAAAGAAUUGGAAGAUACCAGAAGAGCAUCUGAGAAAGCUAUUGAAGAAAGAGGCGUAUAUCAAAGUAGGGUUUUCAAGUUGGAGAGUGAUGUGGAAGCAUUGGAAGAUUCGUGCAGAGAAGUGAGGCUUAAGGUAGAUGAUUAUCAAGCAAAAGAGGCCAUAUGGAAAGAAAAAGAGGCAGAACUUUUGUCAUUGUACGAUAAUUUGUUGAUGAAAGAAAAAGAAGCUGAGGAGCCGCUCCUGUCAGCAUCUCAGUUGAGAACUUUAUUGGACAAGCUAAGUGCAAUUGAAAUUCCUCUUGUAGAGUCUGAAGACCUGGAGACCCAUAGCUCAACUGAUGUUCAGAAACUGUUUUCUGUUAUUGACAGUUUCACUGAAUUGCAGAAUCAAAUAAAUUUACUUUCGUAUGAGAAGGAAGAAUUACAGUCUACACUUUCACAACAGAGUUUUGAAAUCGAGCAUCUUAAAGAAGAAAUUGAGACAUGUGCUAGAAAUAAGACAGAAUUGGAAGUGAUGAAAAUGGAGCUUUCCGGGGCUACAUUUGAUUUGGAAAAGAUCGUUGUUGGGUUGGGAGGUAAAGAGUUUAUUGGAGGCCAAACUUCUGUUGGUAUGAGGGCAAUUUUGCCUGUUUUAGAAAAGCAGGUGAAUGCUCUGUUAUUAGAGGCUGAAAGUUCAAAAUCCAGAGCACAGGAACUAGGUACCAAGUUGCUUGGCAGCCAAAAUGCCGUGGAUGAACUGUCUACUAAGGUUAAGUUACUUGAAGGUUCUCUUCAGGGUAGGAAUGUUCAGCCUGAGAUUGUCCAGGAAAGGAGCAUCUUUGAAGCACCUUCUGCAUCCACAGGGUCAGAAAUAUCCGAAAUUGAAGACGUGGGGUCACUUGGAAAGAAAACAAUAUCUCCUGUUCCUUCAGCUGCUCACGUGCGAAUUAUACGAAAAGGAUCAGCUGACCAUCUUGCACUGAAUAUUGACUCAGAAUCUGAUCGCCUGAUCAACGGCGAGGAAACUGAUGAGGAAAAAGAUCGUUUGUUCAAGUCUCUCAACACAACUGGCCUUAUACCAAAACAAGGAAAGUUGAUUGCAGAUCGAGUUGAUGGAAUAUGGGUAUCUGGCAGCCGAGUUCUAAGCAGUCGUCCGAGAGCAAGGCUUGGCUUCAUUGCCUAUUGUCUUCUCCUGCAUAUAUGGCUACUGGGGACCAUCGUGUAGCGAAGUUUGUGGUCAUCAAUUCUCUGGAACGACGACAUACAUAAAAAUAUUGUAAUAAAUUCUUUCCCCGUAUUUUUCAUUUUAGUUUUAUAUCGUCUAACUCUGUUCUUUUACGAUGGUGCCUCAUAGGCUUAUAGGUUAGUGGACAUUCUCAGCACCAUAUACAUCCUCUGCGAUAGCAUUUUUAGUAACCGCAGAGAAUGUAAGGUUCAUUCUGUCAAGGUAAUAAUAAUUAAUUCCAUUGUGCCA